AUGUUGUUUACCGGUGCAAUGGCACGUCCAAAUCUGGAUGCAUUGUUGGCUAAACAAAACGAUGUCUCACAAUUACUAUUGGACGACCUGUUGAUGGGAAAUUCAAAUAAUGGUGGUGGUGGUGGGGAAAAAAUGUUUCGUGGAUUGAACAAAGUUCAAACUAAGCAAUCGAACUAUUUGGCCAAAUGGCCGGGAUUGCGAGAUCUUGUCUUCACCAUAGACUAUGAUGAUGAUAUUACAACAACAUUGGAAAAUAGUGAAUUUUUAGAACGUCUACGACAAUUGGCCAAUACACAAUCCAAUGAAUAUUAUGAUGAAAUACGUCAAGACAAUGACGAUGUUGCCACCAUUAACGGCGGUGGUGUUGGCGGUGGUAGUAUUAAGACCAAAGCGCCCAAAUCACCGGCCAAUCAGAUUAUCUUUAAAGAGCACAAUACCAAAAAGAAUGUACAAUAUAUGUCACCGUGUCAUUUUAAAAUCUGUAAUAUGGGACGCAAGCGGAAUGCUCGUUUUCAUGGCUAUUGA
Messenger RNA from Musca vetustissima, 525 nucleotides. RefSeq lists its product as uncharacterized. Bases 1 to 525 code for a protein of 174 amino acids. NCBI's taxonomy places the organism in Eukaryota, Metazoa, Arthropoda, Insecta, Diptera, Muscidae. The record is from RefSeq and is a predicted model, not a curated record. The transcript has 3 exons.